Perkinsus marinus ATCC 50983 is the source of this 711-nucleotide messenger RNA. RefSeq lists its product as hypothetical. Bases 1 to 711 code for a protein of 236 amino acids. The record is from RefSeq and is a predicted model, not a curated record. Lineage: Eukaryota; Perkinsozoa; Perkinsida; Perkinsidae. The transcript has 6 exons.
AUGUCAGAAUUGCGUAUUCUCGAUAAAGUCUGUGAAGUGCGAUUCAACCACUACCAUAUCAACGAACUAGUAGUGGAGAUAGCUGAGGAAGGUCCUGAGGAUUCUGAUGAUAUAACGACACGGUUCCUCUUUCGGGAGUACGACCAGACCUCGCAGAAUGAGAACGCCUAUGGGAGGCCCCAGUUGGUGAUGGUGGCAUGCUUCGCUAGCCAGUCCGAGAAGUUUAUACAGAUUGCCAAGGCGCUUUGUAGUCGAGUAUUAUGUCCAUUCGAGGCGGUAGCGUCUACGAGCAUCAUCACUACUGGUCAGCUCCUUCUUGAGAGAGGUUCUCGGUGGGUUCUGAGGACCCGUCUACCGAGUCAUCAUCCGGGAGCACGGGGGGAAGGUGUAGAGGCUGAGGAGGAUCAAGUUGCGAAGAAAAAAUGGAAAGGAAUGACGAUCAAGUGGCGAGCGAAAAACCAGGCUCGACCGUUAGAAGGCUGUCUGCAUGGGUUUACGUUUAAUGGGGAUGCAGCCUGGGGGGAAGUCACUAGAUUGAUUAAUGGUUUCAUUACGGGAGUCGGGCAAGUUCCAGAGAAAGCUGACGAGGGUCUUCUUCACGAUGGUGGUAUUUUAUCACCGACUGCAGCAGCUGCCUUGAGCGAUGGAGUGGAUGCAGUAGAGCCGGAGUGGCGUAUGAGACUUUGUAUGAGGGACACUAUGUUGAGGUAA